AAAACCCUAAAUGACGAAAUGACUCGCAUGUGGAGUCCACGGCAUAGUUUUCGGCUUCUCGGUAGGGAUGGAGGGAAUGGAGGGAAAAGGGGUACGCAACGCAACGGAGAAAGAGAGGGAAAAAACAGGGAGGACGAGGAGGGAAGAGGACAGACAGAGAGAAACACAGUUACUGGUCCCGCUAAUAAGCCUCAUUCCACGAUACGCGCGCGGGGAAGAUAAUUAUGGGCUUGCGCAGUGCGCUCGAGUCUUCGGACGGUGGUGGCAACGGUGGUGGCGGCGGCGGCGGUGGCGGCAGGGGUGGUAAAGUGAGAGGGUACCGGGUUGCCGAGAGGGUGGCCGAGGAGAAAUAAAGCCCCGAGCCCAGCCGGCGAAUGCGGCCGCGCGUACGGAUGCUGAAAUCUCGUUCCGCCCGCUCGUCGUCGUCGUCGUCGUCGUCGUCGUCGUCGUCGUCGUCGUCGUCGUCGUUCACGUCGUCCACGUCGUCGUCUUUCGCUACAUCACCUACGUCUACGUCCUCGUCGUUGUCGUGGUCCGGCGUGGUUGAACGGCCGCGACGGAAAACGUUCCCGCGGAAGGAAGAAAGAAGAGAGCGCGAGUCGAACGCGGAUUCGCGCGCGGGCAGAUACGCACGCGUGCGUGCGUGGGUGCGUGCAAGUGUUCGUGCGCGAGGGGGUGCGUGUGUGCUUUCGCGCGUGGCCGUCCCGGGGUGAAGGAGAAAAAAAGCCCCUCGGCGGGGCAGCUGGUGCGUCGUGCUACGCGUCGUGCGACACUCUCCGUCGACGAUGGCCCCGUUUCAACCCUAGAUAUAUUUAUAUAUAUAUCUGUUGUACACAUACACACGCAUCUCGCCUACAUCGCCUCGCGUGACGUUCUCACCCCGGAUAUGCCGAGGCAUGCGCCGUAAAAAUCCCGGGAUUGAUGUAUCGCAGGGCGCAGAUCUGCAUUUACUAUCUGCUAUGCAUAGCAGCAGUGAAUUAUACCUCCAACUUGGAGAUUACUACGACGAGAAGCCGGGACUGUCCAUCGGAAUGCAUAUGUUUAUCUCCAAAACAGGUACUCUGCAAUACAGGUGGUCUCGAGGACAUCCCGGCGCAGCUGCUGCCGGAGUCCGUGGAGGAGCUGUCUCUGACGAAGAACAACUUCCCGGUGAUAAAGGGUGACGCGUUCGCCGGUCUCCGGGUUCUACGUAAGCUCACCCUGGACGGCAAUAACAUUUCCUCCAUACGGCCGUUCGCGUUUCGCGGCCUGAACCGGCUGCGCGAGCUGUCGCGCGAGCUGUCGAUCCAGCACACGCCACUGCCGUGCAUCGAGAAGUUCUCGUUCGCCGCGCUACAGAACGUCUCGGUGCUGCUGCUGGCCAACAACAAGAUCCGCUACGUCGAGGGCUACUCGUUCGCCGGCACGUCGAACGUGAACGUGAUCUUGCUGAGCAACAAUCCGUUACUGACGAUCCACAGCCACGCGUUCGCCGGCCUCACCAAUGUUAACAAUCUCAUCUUCCCGUCCGGCAUCCGUACGAUCGAGCAGGAGGCCUUCGACGGCCUCCAGUACGUCGGUCUGCUCAAGCUCAGCUACAUGGACCUGUCCGGGCUGCAGGCCUACACCUUCCGCGGCCUGUCGCACGUGCACUCGAUCUACAUUCAGGAGAGCGAUCUCGGCGUGGUGCAGAGAAACGCGUUCGCCGGCCUCGCGCACGUCGGUCGUCUCAACGUGCUCAACAACAAGAUCGACCUGAUCGAGCGUCUACACCUGCGCCACGAAAAUUACAUCGAGAUCCUGCGUUUCCACGGUAAUCACGUGCUGGAGGCGCCGCGCCACGCCAGGGACGUCGUCCUCGAGGUGGACACGAUCAGCGCGAUCGAUAAUCACUUCCCUUGCGACUGCCAGGCGCACAACGUCCUCGAGAGCGACUUCGCCCGCGGCAACAGCGUCGAGUUUCAGCGCCGUAACUAUUGCAUCUCGCCGUUCGAGUACAACGGCAAGCCUAUGAACGUCGUCGACUUCGAUCUGGUCGCGCGAUGCCACGACAACGUGAUCCAGGACAAUCUGGGCUCGGGCGUCGUCGGCGUGUCCCGUUUCUCGGCGCUGCUGCUGAUCGUCUUCCUAUUCUCGACAAACUUCUUCCGAUGAGCGUGAGCUUCCAGCGCUUCCGCCGACUCCUCGACGUUCCGUUUACCGCGCUUGAAUCCUACAUAGAUGCGCUCGAGGCGAUGAGAGAACGAUUGAUAUAUUUGCGCGCUUACUGUACGGCUUGUGUGGUGCCGAGAGGUCUUCCAUCUUCGCCGUCUUCCUCGUGCAGCAAGGUUCUCGCAGUCCGGUAAAGUUGACGAAGCGAGAAGACGUCUCGUACCAAUUACAUUAGGUAUACUGUAUAGUAUCAUCACUGUAGAGUAUCGCAUCGAUCUUCUAUGACUUGAUGAUGUAAGAGGAAUUCACAUUAGAAAAAGAAGGGUAGUCCCGCGAUUCGAAAUAAUCGACAAGUUGCAAACUUCAACUAGGUCUACGAAGUUGUUGUUAUUAUUAGCAGAUAAAAUUUCGAUUCGCGGUACCAAAUUUAAUGUAAAUUUGUCCCGUCAGCAAUUUGUAGCAAAUUGAAUAGAAAUCCAAUUUUAAUUUCUAACAUUGUUGAUCGUAUAAUCCAAUCGUAAAAAGUUUUCCUUUCUCUUAUUCUUUUUUUUUGCUUGUUAGAAGAUACUUUUAAACUUCGAGAGAAAUUCUGUUCUUCUAUUUGUCCAAAUUAAUCGUCAUGUAUUUCACUGCGAACUAGUCUCGAGAAUGUAGAAGCCAAAUUUAUCAGCUGCUGCGUUUAAUUCAGUUUUACCAAGUGAAAUCAAUAUUCCAUCGUGGUAAAAACUCAUCCAGACAGGAUUAAGUGAGAGCUUUUUAUAGAUUGUUGUACGAUGUGAUAUUUCCCGUCGUUAACUGAGAAGAAUAUCAGCAUUGAAGGGAUACGGGAAUACAGAGUAUACAAAAAUUGAAAAAAA
Solenopsis invicta (red fire ant) is the source of this 2987-nucleotide messenger RNA. Its product is annotated as chondroadherin. The record is from RefSeq and is a predicted model, not a curated record. Lineage: Eukaryota; Metazoa; Arthropoda; Insecta; Hymenoptera; Formicidae. Gene Ontology annotation, molecular function: protein binding.